This is a messenger RNA of Helicoverpa armigera (cotton bollworm), 1268 nucleotides long. RefSeq names its product exosome complex component RRP45 (gene Rrp45). Gene Ontology annotation, molecular function: mRNA 3'-UTR AU-rich region binding. The record is from RefSeq and is a predicted model, not a curated record. Gene Ontology annotation, biological process: exonucleolytic trimming to generate mature 3'-end of 5.8S rRNA from tricistronic rRNA transcript (SSU-rRNA, 5.8S rRNA, LSU-rRNA); U1 snRNA 3'-end processing; nuclear polyadenylation-dependent rRNA catabolic process. Bases 100 to 1215 code for a protein of 371 amino acids. Gene Ontology annotation, cellular component: cytoplasmic exosome (RNase complex); nuclear exosome (RNase complex). The transcript has 7 exons. NCBI's taxonomy places the organism in Eukaryota, Metazoa, Arthropoda, Insecta, Lepidoptera, Noctuidae.
UAUUGUCAAAGCGUGAAGAAAACAUAACCUCAAACUUUAAAUAUUAUUCAUUGUUUUUCAGUUUUGUCAAUAUAAAUUAAUGCUGAAACCUUUGGAAACAUGAGGGACGUAGUCUUAUCAAACUGUGAAAAAAACUUUCUAAACAAAAUAGUACCGGAAGGACACCGUUUAGACGGUAGAAAUUAUAAUGAAAGCAGACCAUUGAACAUCGCCUUCGGAUCCGAAUAUGGCAGUUGUAUAGUAUCACUGGGAGAAACUAAGGUUCUGGCACAAGUAUCCUGUGAAGUGGUACAGCCCAAACAGAUCAGACCAAAUGAAGGUUUACUCUACAUAAAUGCCGAGAUCAGUCCAAUGGCCGCCCCACAGUUUGAAGCUAACCGUCAGAAUGAUCUCUCAUUGAGCUUGAAUAGACAACUGGAGAAAUGUUACAAGGAUUCCAAGUGCAUUGACUUAGAGUCCUUGUGUAUUGUCGCUGAAGAAAAGGUUUGGUCAAUAAGGGUUGAUAUCAAGGUCCUGAAUCUUGAUGGUAACCUCAUAGAGUGUGCGAGCCUAGCCACUGUGACUGCACUAGCACAUUUCAGAAGACCUGACGUGACCAGAAGCGGUGACAGUGUCAUUAUUCAUGAUAUUACUGAGAAGGAUCCUAUACCUACUGUAUUAUUUCACUACCCUGUUUGUACUACUUAUGCUGUUUUUGAUGAAGACAUCCUCCUAGCAGAUCCUACUUUCCUAGAAGAAACUGUAUGCACAAGUUCCACAGAAGAAACUUCACGCUCAGGCCUACUAGUAGUUGGACUAAACCAGUACAAAGAAGUGUGUAUAUUAUACAUUUAUGGAGCUGCGUUAACCAACAGAGCUAUCUUAAACAAGGCUUUGCCAGGUGCUGCGGAAAGGUGUAGAGAAAUUGUUGAUAUUGUGAAGAAAGCUAUUAUUAGUGAUGAUGUUCAAAGACAAAAAAGGGUGAAGAUUAACUUCUCAGAUAUAAUAACGCAGGAUCACCUACUUUGUCUGAGUAAAAAGGACUUAACUAUCAAGCUCAAACAUUACAAUGCUGACGAUGACAAUAUAGAUGAAGAGGAAUUUAUGGACACUGAUUCAGAGAAAGAGCCUAGCAAAUAUGAUGUUGUUUCAUCAGUGCCUCAAACUGCAGAAAUACAAGCAAAGAAAGGAGCCUCACAAUGGAUAGAGAUUUCAUCAGAUUCAGAGGACGACUGAAAUAAUACACAUGUACUUGUUAAAUAAAAUGUAAUAAAUUUACAUUUUAAAAA